Messenger RNA from Abrus precatorius (Indian licorice), 784 nucleotides. RefSeq lists its product as uncharacterized. Lineage: Eukaryota; Viridiplantae; Streptophyta; Magnoliopsida; Fabales; Fabaceae. The record is from RefSeq and is a predicted model, not a curated record. The transcript has 2 exons. Bases 78 to 554 code for a protein of 158 amino acids.
GACACUAACUUCCAAGAAGGCAGUUUCUUCUUCUUCCUCUCUCUCUCUCUCUCUCUCUCUCCACUCAUCAUCUCAAAAUGAACAAUUCGGUGCUCAGCAAUGGACACGUUCAUCACAAUUCAACCUCUUCUUCUCAAAGGGAUGUCCACUACAGUUGUGGAACAUGCGGGUAUGAACUUAACCUAUCAUCCUCUAACCGGAACAUAUCAUCCAUUGGUUCUAAAUAUGGGAAAUCCAUAAAACGAGGUAUUAUAUCAUUCAUGAAUGUUGAUGAUAGCAGACUCACCCAGGUUGAUGAAAUUGAAUGUGUCCCACAUUUUUCUAAGCACUCGUGGGGUUUGUUCCGUCGAAAAACCAAGCUUCUUUGUCGAAAGUGUUGCAACCAUGUUGGAUAUGCGUACAAUGAUUACACUUCAUCUUCCUUUCCUCUUGUUUCAAAGGGAACAGAACCAUCCCCUGCCACUGAAGCAUCGAAUCAUACGAAAUAUGACAUUCGCAUUCGUGCCUUACAGCCAUCAUCUUCUCAAGAAUAUGGAAUCUCUGUUAUAGCUUGAAUGCGUCGUGAAAAUUCUAGUGUUCCUUCCUUCAUAAUCAUCACCAACGUGGUUAGGAGUGGGUUUAGAGUUACUAAUAUACGAAUGUUCUGUUUUGGCAAGGGUUUGUUCGCUAUUCCAUUUUUCUCGAGUGGGAUUAAUUUACUACAAGAUUUGUAAUUGUAAAAAUUAAACUGAAAAGGGUUACGAAUGUUGGAUUUUUUGGGGUGUUAAUUUGUAUAACUUCUGAG